Anguilla anguilla (European eel) is the source of this 2406-nucleotide messenger RNA. RefSeq names its product protein phosphatase 1, catalytic subunit, gamma isozyme (gene ppp1cc). The record is from RefSeq and is a predicted model, not a curated record. NCBI's taxonomy places the organism in Eukaryota, Metazoa, Chordata, Actinopteri, Anguilliformes, Anguillidae. Gene Ontology annotation, cellular component: cytoplasm; nucleus. The coding region runs from base 266 to 1237 and encodes 323 amino acids. The transcript is spliced from 7 exons. Gene Ontology annotation, molecular function: protein serine/threonine phosphatase activity.
UCUGCAUUGCAUUCACCAGAUAAAACGUGCAGAAGUAGGCUCAAGUAUUACUACGCCAACUGAGUAGAGGAAGGCAGGAAGCGGGUACACAGACCUCAAGCACACGUUGGAGUGGAGGGAGGAGAAGUGUCCCGUGUCAAAUAAAUCGGAACUGUGUGUUCCUUUGUAGAGUGAAGAAUCAUACAGGAUUUUAGAAAGCGUAGCUAAAUAGCAAACUAAUCAUAUAGACAACGGUUUUUAUUUUUCUCAUCUUUUUUACCAAGCUAUGGCCGAUAUCGACAAACUGAACAUUGACAGUAUCAUUCAGCGCCUUCUGGAAGUGCGGGGAUCCAAGCCUGGGAAGAAUGUCCAGCUCCAGGAGAACGAGAUCAGAGGCCUGUGCCUCAAGUCCCGAGAGAUCUUCCUCAGCCAGCCCAUCCUGCUGGAGCUGGAGGCCCCUCUCAAGAUCUGCGGUGACAUCCACGGCCAGUACUAUGACCUCCUGAGACUGUUUGAGUAUGGAGGGUACCCACCGGAGAGCAACUACCUGUUUCUGGGGGACUAUGUGGACAGAGGGAAGCAGUCUUUGGAGACCAUCUGCCUGCUGCUGGCCUACAAAAUAAAGUACCCCGAAAACUUCUUCCUUCUGAGGGGGAACCACGAGUGCGCCUCCAUCAACAGAAUAUACGGCUUCUAUGAUGAAUGUAAAAGGCGGUACAACAUUAAGCUCUGGAAGACGUUCACAGACUGCUUUAACUGCCUGCCCAUUGCUGCCAUUGUGGAUGAGAAAAUCUUCUGUUGCCACGGAGGCCUGUCUCCAGACCUCCAGUCCAUGGAGCAGAUCCGCCGGAUCAUGCGCCCCACCGACGUGCCAGACCAGGGCUUGCUGUGUGACCUCCUGUGGUCCGAUCCCGAUAAGGACGUGCUGGGCUGGGGCGAGAACGACCGGGGGGUCUCUUUCACCUUCGGAGCCGAAGUGGUGGCCAAGUUUCUGCACAAACACGACCUGGAUCUGAUCUGUCGAGCCCAUCAGGUUGUGGAAGAUGGCUAUGAAUUCUUUGCCAAGAGACAACUUGUGACUUUAUUCUCUGCUCCAAACUACUGCGGGGAGUUCGACAACGCAGGGGCCAUGAUGAGCGUGGAUGAAACCCUCAUGUGCUCUUUUCAGAUUCUAAAACCUGCGGAGAAGAAGAAGCCAAACGCUAGCCGGCCGGUGACACCCCCUCGGAACAUGGUUACCAAACAAGCCAAGAAAUGAGAGUUUGCGAAGAGCAGGCCUCACAAUAUUUGUUUGUUUGCUUGGGAUGUUUUGUUUGUGGUUUAGUGGUCUCUCAAUUUCAAUGAACUGUUGGACGGCUUUCUAGCAGCCAAAACUGAGAUGGCCAUGAACCAAGAUGGUGAAAGCAAAGCUUUUUUUGGGUUCCUUGCUGCUUGACUAAAUGGCUGUUUCCACCGUAAGAACUUUUGGAGGUUUGUGCACUCUAGUACAGCCGGUCUUUUUGCCACAUUGUAGAGCACACUCUGGAAGAACAUUGUCCAGAUUUGAUGUAUGCCUUGUUUGAAGCCAAGAAGGGUUUUAAACUAUCACUCCUAAACACUUGUUCACACUCUCAAGAUCAACAGUGGAAGCUCUUAGAGUUCAUGAAAUGUGAAAUUAGUCACGCCCUUGAGUAUGAAAUGGGACUAUUUUCAGAAGGAUUUUAGAUUAGAAAGUUGGAUUUUUUCUUUCCACAUGUAUUUAUAUUUAUCAUCCAAAAAUGAGAUAAAUCACAUUUAUUCAAGUGUUAUCAAUGAAUUUUAAAUACUUCCUGUACUACAUUCUUCACACAAAUAAAGCAGUUAUUACCAGAUUGUAUAUCUCUUUCUGAAAUGAGUUCUUAGUGUAAUUUUAGACAUUAUUUAAACUGACCUUUUUUACUUUCAAUACAAUUAUGGUAUGUGAGCAUAACAUGAACUCAUUUCCUCUUGAUGGGUUUGAAAUACCAUCACCCGAAUACCUAUCACUCUGAGGACUUUUUUUCUGAACUGUUUAAGAAGCAUUUCUUUUCUACUUAUUGAAUACAUUGAUUCACUAUCAAAGGAAAAUUAAACCUGUCCAAAAGAACAAGGUGUGUGGAAAAAUAAGAACUUUUUUUUUUUUUUGCAUGUUCCCAUAGAAGUCCAAAUCUCAAGGUGCCACUUUCUUUUCAAAGCAUGCCUAUUUUCUGAUGUAACUGUUGGUUCUCUUCAGGUUUAUGUCAUUUGUAACUUAAUAUUUCAACCGGGGUGUCAUUUCACCUUCAUCUCCUGUUAUCACUACUCCAUAAAUCUUGGAAAUAUCUUGUAAAUCUCCCCCACUUUUGAACGUUUGUAUACUUGUUUAAGAUUGUGAGGACAACGGAGGUUCUCCCAUUUUGUUUUAUUUGGAAAAUAAAAAAAUUGACAGAU